Molecule: messenger RNA, 435 nt
Organism: Rotaria sp. Silwood2
Lineage: Eukaryota; Metazoa; Rotifera; Eurotatoria; Philodinida; Philodinidae
Source: the annotation of a GenBank genome assembly
AUGAAACUUUGUUUGUAUGAAGUUUUACUCUUAAUUGAUCCUGAAGUUAAACCGUGGCAACCAGUUAAAAAAAAAGCUAAUAUUGUUAUGUUUGUUGAUUUACAACAACAGCAUGUACAAAAUUAUAUAGAAAGUGAUCCAUUAGUUGUUGCUAUGGAUGACGUUGAAACAUUUUGUAAAGAUAUUUUUGAAUUAAUUGUUGUUGAUACAAAAGCAUUUAAAUCAAAAGUUGAUGUCGGUUCAGUUAUUGUUACUAAACUUGAUAAUCAUGCUAAAGGUGAUGGGGUGUUUUCUACGACAAAAAGUCCAAUUAUAUUUUUUGGUACAAGUGACUAUAGUGAUGAUUUUGAAAUAUUUAAAAUGAAAUCAUUUAUUAAUAAAUUAUUUGGUAUGGGUGAUAUACAUGGUUUAUUUGAAAAAAUUAGAAGAGAAUGA